Molecule: messenger RNA, 668 nt
Organism: Paraglomus occultum
Lineage: Eukaryota; Fungi; Glomeromycota; Glomeromycetes; Paraglomerales; Paraglomeraceae
Source: the annotation of a GenBank genome assembly
GCAACAGAGAAGAUUGGAGUAUAGGCCUACCGCUCGUAGUAUGGCAAUGAAUACACAGAUUCAUUCUGCAACUAACGAUACGCCAUACCAUCUCGUGUUCGCACAACGACCGAGAAGUAAUUGGUCAUUACUUCGUGAACGGGUAUCGCGGACGAAGAGGAAAUUCCAAAUAAUUGAAAACUAUGAAAAUCAAGGAUUCGAAAACAUUGGUGAAAAGAUUGGUGAAAAUAAUGAGCAAACCAAUCCACAGGUCGUGCACAAUGACUCAUCUUCGGAAGAUGAUAUCAAUCUCAUUGAACAAUAUGAAACUGGAUUCUUUAUCCAAGAUAUAUGUAUGUAUAGACCAUUCCGUAUAUUUCCGCCAAGCAGAAAUCGUGCACCAUAUGUAUAUCGUAUAGACACCUGGCUGAGAUACACAUUACACGGAGAGUUUAAUGAGAGAAAUAGAAAUUUUGUUACACUUUGCCUGGAGAACUUAAGGAAAUGGAAUGAUGGAGAGACUAGAGAUAGGAUAGUAGAGGAAAAUGAUGGCCUGUCUGAGAUCUUUGAAAUGUGGCCCGAGCGAAUCCGGCAAUAUGAUGAGCGCAAUCAAGCCGAAUCUGCUAUGGCAAUAGAUGAAGAUGUACAACCAGUCAGAGAGACAGCCACAAGCAGUGAAGUGAAUGAAG